This is a messenger RNA of Cyprinodon tularosa, 1848 nucleotides long. RefSeq names its product carbohydrate sulfotransferase 12-like. Gene Ontology annotation, molecular function: sulfotransferase activity. Gene Ontology annotation, biological process: proteoglycan biosynthetic process; carbohydrate biosynthetic process. The record is from RefSeq and is a predicted model, not a curated record. The transcript is spliced from 5 exons. The coding region runs from base 417 to 1667 and encodes 416 amino acids. NCBI's taxonomy places the organism in Eukaryota, Metazoa, Chordata, Actinopteri, Cyprinodontiformes, Cyprinodontidae. Gene Ontology annotation, cellular component: membrane.
UCAUGUUGCACAAACCUCAUGGAUGUGAAGUCUCGCGGUGUUUUGCUCCGAGAUCCCGCUCCAUCUCCCAGGGGAAAAGCAGCGACUCUUACAGAGCGCGGACUCAGCUGAUCCAACAAGAGGAGAGGAGCUGGAAAAAAAGGAAUGUAGCACAAAUGCAUGACUGGCCCGGCCUCUCGCAGUCAUGCUUUGCCUGAUCCGACUAGAGAGGCUUCUGAAGCGACCGGGUCCAUAAACACACUCAGAUGGAGCUUCUGUUUUCCUUUUAACCUCGUAGUGGACUCAAACCUCCGAUCGAUGCAGAGGAAAAGGACCUUGGUAUCUGUUUUAAUCAGCUGCCAUGGCGAUGCUCUGUAGACACCCUGCAAAAUCAUAAGUCUGUUGCUAUGGUGACUCUAUAGCCAGCAGCUGUCACCAUGGGAACAUCCAGGAUGUUCCACAUUUUUGUGGCCCUGGGCUCGGCUUUUAUGAUCCUCCUCAUCAUCAUCUACUGGGAUGAUGUGGGAGCCUCUCACCUGUAUCUGUACACGCCGGUAUCCCCGGGCCCCAAGGUCCCUCACCCACCCCCGCAGCCAAGGCCCCACACCACCAGGACACCGUCCUUCCUGUCCGACAUAGACGCCUUCGUCAACCAGUUCCUGGAGCCGGGAACCGGGGAGCCCACCGACACGGUGCCGGUUGACUCCAGCAGCAACCAGUCUGAGAAGUCGGAGGAGCGCUACAUCCCCCGGAGGGAGUGGAAGAUUCACCUGACUCCAGUGGCAGCAGAGCUCAGAGAGCGGCAGGAGAAGAGGCGAAGGUUGCUUCAGGAGCUUUGCGCCAACGACAGCGUGGUGUUCCCGGGCAAAAACCGUUCGUUUGACGACAUUCCCAACAAGGAGUUGGAUCAUCUUAUCGUGGAUGACAGACAUGGCAUUAUCUACUGCUACGUUCCCAAGGUAGCCUGCAGUAACUGGAAGCGCAUCAUGAUCGUCCUCAGUGAGAGCCUGCAGCAGGAGGGCGCUCCUCAGAGAGACCCUCUGGCCAUCCCCAGGGAUCUGGUCCACAACACCAGCAUGCACUUUACCUUUAAUAAGUUCUGGAAGCGCUACGGCAAGUUUGCAAAGCAUCUCAUGAAGGUGAAGCUGAAGAAGUACACCAAGUUCCUGUUUGUGCGGGACCCUUUUGUACGUCUCAUCUCCGCCUAUAGGAACAAAUUCGAGAUGCGCAACGAGGACUUCUACCGCCGCUUCGCACAAGUCAUGCUGCGGCGCUACGCCAACCAGCCAACGCCUCCUGCCUCUGUAGACGAGGCCUUCACCCUGGGCGUCCAGCCCUCUUUUUCCCACUUCAUCCAGUACCUCCUGGACCCUCAGACGGAGAAGGACAUGCCCUUUAAUGAGCACUGGCGGCAAGUUUAUCGCCUUUGCCAUCCGUGCCAGAUUCAGUACGACUUUGUGGGCCACUUGGAAACGGCGGAGGAGGACGCCGAGCACCUGCUUCGACUUCUGCGGGUGGAUAACGUGGUGGAGUUCCCCACCUCGCAAAGGAACCUCACGGCGAGCAGCUGGGAGACGGACUGGUUCAGCACGGUGCCCAUCCAGGCACGGAGGGAACUCUACAAGCUCUAUGAGCCUGACUUCAGACUUUUCGGGUACGACAGGCCAGAGUCCCUCCUCAACGAGUGAUUCACACCAAGCUAAUGCAAACACAUAGUUUUGUAGCGAUGCAGCACUUCUUUAGAGGUUUUAAUCAUCUUCAUAAUCAUAUCUCUGCUUCACUGAGGUGCAGACGAGCAGGAAACUAAAGGAUGAACAAUCAUGGUGUCAUUUCCUCAUUAGAAGAAGCAUGCAGUUUCAGUAGAUUCCG